Molecule: messenger RNA, 2243 nt
Organism: Podarcis raffonei (Aeolian wall lizard)
Lineage: Eukaryota; Metazoa; Chordata; Lepidosauria; Squamata; Lacertidae
Exons: 4
Coding region: 1-1029 (342 amino acids)
Source: RefSeq, a predicted model, not a curated record
AUGGCCAAUGUGUCAAUUAAUCCUAAGGAUAUCUGCUCAGAAAAAAGUCCUGCUGGGCAUUACUCCCAGGAGGCAACCUCUCCCCUUUCUUGCGACCAAAGCGCGGGUGGGGAGGGUGUGUGGAGAGAGAAUCACCCUGCUCUUGAAUGCUCAGAUGGCAGCAUUCAAAGGGGGGCGGGCGAGAGGCGAGAGCGAGCGAGCGGGGAAUACUGGAAACACGAAGGUGGUGUCAAGAUUCCGCCCUUGGGAGCGCGGCAUUCCGACGCGACGGUCCUGCCGGAUUCCUGGCGAGGACCCAGCCGUGCGUCUCGCGGAGCGCAGGGCGUGAGCGCAAAGAGGCGCUCCCUUCUUUUGGAUGGCGGGCGGGCGGGCGGCUGGCUCCCCUUUGCAAAUGUGCCCGGCGGAAUUGCACCAUCGGAGCGGGCUCCCUGCAGGGGGUGGGGACCCGAGGGCGCUUCCUUAAACAGGCACCAGAAGGAGCGGGCGGAGGCAGGCCAGGCACGCCGCGAUCCUCCUUCCUCCUGGGCGGCUGCCGUCGCUGCUGCUGCUGCUGGAUUUGCUGCUGUCGCUGCUGCCGUCGCCCAGCCCUGCCCAGCCCAGCCCAGCUGCAGCUCGGGCUUCUCUGCAUGUGUCAUCGAACACGUGGGGCUCUUUUUGCGCCGCGGAAACUUUCGAGGGAUACUUGCUUCCAACUUGGACUCGCGCACGGGCGACAUCGGAAUGGGGAGGCGCGGGAGAGAGAGAGAGCUCUUAGAUCUACUGCACCGAUCCAGACGCCUCUUUCCUGGACGUGAUCGCCUCGCUGCCUUCCCUUUCUGCUGGCGCUUGGAAUUGCGCUCCUGCGUCGUGAAACCACGUCUGGACGCGCCAACCCGCUUCUUCCUCCCUUGCCCUCUUCUUCACGUGUGGGAAAUGUGGCAUGCGUGUCUUUGGAAGGAAUGGGCUCUGGGUGUUGGGGUUUUGCUGCUGUUGUGUGUUUUUUUAGCCCAAGUGGCGAACCUCCGCCCUCCCUGCACCUCCCUCCCUUAGUUCCUUCCUGGGUCCGCUUCACAGUUUCGAGAAGAUCUGGAAGGCCAUGCUAUUGACGGCCAGGAGAUCCACUUGGGUUUGCUUCCACCACCCCCGGACCUAAGGGCUCAUGAAACACGGCUGUCAAUCUGGGAGACUGUACGGAGCGUCGUAUCUCGCCUCCAUGCCAGAGAAGUUACACUGCAUGCGAGAUGGUCUUUUUUGUAUGCCAUUGAAUGUAUAUUGGGCUUUAAUGUCUGAAAACUGUGUUUGGGUCCUGCAGUUAGUUGCAAUGAGGGCAUAUCUGUAACAGAACGAAUCCCGUUCUUCGUGGCUCAUUCAUCAUUUAGCUGGCUGUUAGCUGGAGAUGGGGUAUUCCGAUUUCUGUUGCCAGCUGACAGAUCAAAGCAGCUCUAUCCCAGAGGCAUAACGACAGAACACCUCAGAACAGGUACUUUAGAUUAGCCUAGAAAGCACUGCUGUCAUUGGCCACCAUCACGAACUGUUUGUGUAUCAUCUGAUCAGAGAAGCUGCAAGGCUGUUCAGGUUUUUAUUUGGGAGAGGCGUAUGGGAGGGAGUACCCCACCAUUCCUACACAACUGAUCUGGGGACGCGGGUGGUGCUGUGGUCUAAACCACUGAGCCUCUUCGGCUUGCCGAUCUGAAGGUUGGCAGUUCGAAUCCCCGCGACAGAGUGAGUUCCUGUUGCUCUGGUCCGGCUCCUGCCAACCUAGCAGUUUGAAAGCACACCAGUGCAAGUAGAUAAAUAGGUACCGCUGUGGCGGGAAAGUAAAUGGCAUUUCCAUGUGUUCUGGCUUCUGUUAUGGUGUCCUGUUGCACCAGAAGCGGUUUAGUCAUGCUGGCCACAUGACCCGGAAUGCUGUCCGUGGACAAACGCCGGCUCCCUCGGCCUGAAAGCGAGAUGAGCAUCACAACCCCAUAGUCGCAUUUGACUGGACCUAAGCAUCCAGGGUUCCUUUACCUUUACUAUAUCUGAUUGUCUGAUAGGGCCAGACAUGUGCAGCCCGGGCUGCUGGAAAGGGACUUGAGAACCACUUAUGCAACAUGACUCCCUAUCGACUCAGGACACAUGUGCAGAAACCGACUUCCUUGCAUGUCUGACCACUAGACAUAACAGGGCAAUAACGUUGGCAAUUGCCAUGUGCCAAAUGGCUUGAAAGUACAGCUGACAAAAUAACUCUUUACUUUUUAUUUAAAAUAAAUUUUAUUUAUGUA